Messenger RNA from Saccostrea cuccullata (small rock oyster), 1899 nucleotides. RefSeq lists its product as uncharacterized. The coding region runs from base 1 to 1899 and encodes 632 amino acids. Lineage: Eukaryota; Metazoa; Mollusca; Bivalvia; Ostreida; Ostreidae. The record is from RefSeq and is a predicted model, not a curated record. The transcript has 2 exons.
AUGAAUGAUCCAAGCUUUGCAUUUGACAAGGGAACUUCACCUUCAUCUGAAAGCAGAGACAAGUUUACACCAGUGAGGGGCAAUAUUACCACCAUUAAGACAAAGCUAACACCAAAGAAGCCUAGCAAGUGUCCGUUACAUGAAACAGAUAAACACCUGCUUAGUGACUGCAGAACAUUCAACAGUAAACCAACUGCUGAAAAGAAAUCCCUCAUUAGACAGAAUGGCCUGUGUUUCAAAUGCUGCAAUGGCAAGCAUUCAGCCCGUGAAUGUCAAGAACAUGUAUUAUGUAAUGUGUGCAACUCUAAUAGACACUGUACCGCAAUGCAUGAAGAGAGAAGUACUUCACAGUUUCACAGCGGGGAAGAACCGCGCAGAAUGACUAAUGAUGCAACUAAUCCAAAUGAACACCAUCCAGAACAGAGCCUGAAAGCCUAUGUUCUCAUUGACGACCAAAGUAACAGGUCACUCGCGAGGUCAGAGUUUUUUGACUACUUCAACGAGAAUGCUCAGGAGAUUGAGUACGUUUUAUCAUCAUGUUCAGGCUACAUAUCCACAGCUGGACGACAGGCCUCAGGAUACAUAAUCGAGUCUCUAGAUGGCAGCAAAAGACUAUCAUUGCCAACCCUUAUAGAGUGCAACCAGAUUCCCAAUAUGCAAGAGGAAAUCCCUACCCCAGAAGUCGCAAGGUAUCACGAACACCUCAGGGAUAUAGCUGAUGAAAUUCCGCCGUAUGAUCAAAACGCUCCUAUUCUAUUGCUUAUUGGUAGAGACAUGAUAGCAGCUCACCAUGUGUUGGACCAGAGAAUUGGACACAAUUAUGCACCGUACGCUCAGAAAUUGAGGUUUGGUUGGGUCAUCAUAGGCGAGGCAUGUUUAGGAGCUGCCCACAGAUCUGAGACAAUCACAACCAACAAAGUUCACGUCUUAAGUAAUGGACGUCCAUCAAUACUACAGCCAUGCCCAAAUGAUUUUAAGCUGAGGACUCACACCAGACCAAAGUCAGAUUUUGAAUUUGGAGAGAAUGUUUUCAUACAGACAAGCAGUGAUGGCAAAAUUGGUUUCUCGAUUGAAGAUGAGGAGUUCCUCAGUGUCAUGAACAGUGGCUUUAGAAAAGGUCAGAGUGGAAACUGGAGUGCGCCCUUGCCGUUCAAGUCCAAGCGACAAGUAUUGCCAGACAAUUAUGAGCAAGCACUGCAACGGGCCAGGAAGUUACGAACGAACUUGAGAAUGAACCCAGACAAAGAGAAACAGUUUUGUGCAUUUAUGGAGAAUAUUUUUCAAAAUGGACACGCCGAGCCAGCUCCACCAUUGAAAACUAAUGAAGAAAAGUGGUACUUACCCAUAUUUGGUGUAUUUCACCCUAAGAAAAGCAAGAUAAGAGUUGUGUUUGACUCCUCAGCAAAGUGUCAAGGUGUGUCGCUGAAUGAUGUUUUGAUGACCGGCCCUGAUUUGACUAACAGUUUGAUUGGUGUGCUCUUGAAGUUCAGGAAGGAAAAGGUCGCGGUAACAGCCGACAUCGAGCAGAUGUUUUUCAACUUCUAUGUGCAUGAGGAAGAUAGGAACUUUUUGCGUUUCUUGUGGUUUCGAGACAAUGACAUUAACAAUGAACUUGUGGAAUUUAGAAUGUGCGUCCACGUGUUUGGCAAUUCACCAUCCCCCGCAGUUGCCACGUUUGGAUUGAGAAAAUCCGCCUGUGAUCAUCAUUCAUCAGAAUUGUGCAAUCAAGUGUGUGAACUUGUAAACAAACAUUUUUAUGUUGACGAUGCCUUAGUAUCCUUACCCGAUGCAGAGUCAGCUAUAGAAAUCAUGAAAAAGACUCAAGAUGUGUUGAAACAGAACGGAAAUAUAAGACAGGAUAAAAUCAGGUCAAACAGCAGUGAAGAGUUUCCCAACUGA